Lotus japonicus is the source of this 1299-nucleotide messenger RNA. Its product is annotated as UBP1-associated protein 2C-like. The record is from RefSeq and is a predicted model, not a curated record. The transcript is spliced from 6 exons. Bases 30 to 1043 code for a protein of 337 amino acids. Gene Ontology annotation, molecular function: RNA binding. Lineage: Eukaryota; Viridiplantae; Streptophyta; Magnoliopsida; Fabales; Fabaceae.
UUGAGUUCGGUGGUGAAGAAGAGACACAGAUGGAAGAUUUGAAGAAGAGGAAGCUCGAGGAGGCUACCAAUGGCGGUUUCACUUCCGUGGAAGACCUUCGCCUCCUCAUCGAACCUCUCGCCAAACCUCAGCUCGUCGAUCUUCUCGCUAAACUAGGGUCCCAAUAUCCUUCCAUUGCAGAAGAAAUAAAAAGUAUUGCAAGUGCAGAUCCUGUCCAUCGAAAGCUUUUUGUUCGUGGCCUGGCCUGGAAUACCUCAUCAGAAACUUUGUGUGCUGCAUUUCAAGAGCAUGGAGAAAUUGAGGAAGGGGCUGUGAUCUAUGAUAAAGCGACUGGAAAAUCCCGUGGCUAUGGAUUUAUCACUUAUAAAAAUAUGGAAUCAACUCAGGCUGCAUUGAGAGCACCCAGCAAGUUAAUUGAUGGAAGAUUGGCUGCCUGUAAUCUAGCUUGUGAGGGCCUAAGCGGACCAAGCAGUGCUCUUGAUGUUUCCCAGAGGAAGCUUUACAUUGGAAGCUUAUCACCAGAAGUCACUAGUGAAGUGCUGCUUAGCUUUUUUGGGAGGCAUGGUGAAAUAGAGGAAGGUUCAGUUGCAUAUGACAAGGAUACAAAUGUAUCACGUGGUUUUGGCUUUGUUACGUACAAGACAACGGAGGCUGCAAAGAAGGCCAUAGAUGACCCAGAAAAGACUCUUGGGGGGAGGACUAUAAUUGUAAAAUUUGCUGGUGCCCACAAGGGUAAAACUGGCCAGCCGCCAUUUCCUGCAGGAGUUCCAAUGGCAGCCUUACCUAUGACCCCAGGAUAUGUGCAGUCUGGAAAACCUCAUAUCAGUUCUGCCCCCUCUGUCGGUUACACAUACCCCCAACCUGUAGCACCAUAUCCUCUUGCUUCUUAUCCAAUACCUCCCCUUACUGCACCACCCUCUGCUUACCCAGCACAAGGGCAGGUUCCUUAUGCUCCAGUUUCUGCCAAGAAAGACCAACUCGGGGUCCCUCCAACUCAACCUGUGGGAAUGAACAAGUACCCUUAUUACUAUCCCAAGCAAUAAAUGUUUUUACUAGUGAUAUUGGUACUUCUUCAUUCUUUGCUUUCCUGUUCAAUUAUUAUUAGCCCCCUAGUAUCCGUCAUACCAUUUAUUUUGCAGCUUUUGCAAUCUCUUUUGUAGUAUUUUGACGUUCUUAGUACUUUUAAUACUAGGUCAGAAACUCCUGUGACUAGGAAAUUUCAUAUAUUCUUUGGCUGAAUGUUAGAUGGGGGGAAUUUUUCAAAUGUUAUAUGCCAACUGGUGAAUGCAUUUUAAGCAA